This is a messenger RNA of Nanorana parkeri, 1419 nucleotides long. RefSeq names its product meiosis specific with OB domains (gene MEIOB). The transcript is spliced from 13 exons. Gene Ontology annotation, molecular function: single-stranded DNA 3'-5' DNA exonuclease activity; single-stranded DNA binding. Gene Ontology annotation, biological process: resolution of meiotic recombination intermediates. The record is from RefSeq and is a predicted model, not a curated record. The coding region runs from base 1 to 1419 and encodes 472 amino acids. Lineage: Eukaryota; Metazoa; Chordata; Amphibia; Anura; Dicroglossidae.
AUGGCGUCGUGCACCUUCCGGCAAGCUUUUGUCAACAUUUCCGACCUGCACCCUAAUCUCUCUCGCCCAAGCAUAAUGGGCAUUGUAAUUGGGAAAACAGAUGUCAAAGGAUUUCCAGACCGAAAAAAUUUUGGAUCUGAAAGGUACACAUUCAGAUUCACCAUCAGAGAUUCUCCAGCGGCCUUCAUCAACGCCUCGUCUUGGGGUAGAGAGGAGUAUAUUAAAUCUCUUUCUGAAAGCUUCCGGGUUGGUGACUGUGUUAUGAUUGAGAAUCCUCUUGUGCAAACAAAAGACCUGGAGAAAGAAGAAAAAUUUAAUCCUUCAACACCGGGUUGCUACAAACUGCUUAUAAGUGAAGUGCAUUCUGUGGUGAAGAUUUGCUCCAACCGGGAUACUGAUGACUCCCUGCUGUCAUUACUGCAUGUCCCCACUCAGCACCCACAUGAUUACUAUUCACUGGAGGACAUUGUUGCUAAUGGACAAAGCCUGAACCAGAAAGUUAUUAACAUUCUUGCAGCAGUAAGACAGGUUGGAGAAGUGAAGUCUUUUACUACUUCGGACAAAAGAGCAGGUCAGAGGUGUGAGGUCAAGCUGUUUGACUACUCGGUUGAUUCAUUUCCAAUGAUAUGCUGGGAUAAUGAAUCCAUUAAGCUGGCACAAAGCUGGACGCCAAGAGAAACAGUUUUAUUUGCAUCGGAGCUACGCAUAAACCAUGACUCAUUCCGAAAUUCAAUGGUGGCAACUGUGGUGUCGAAAACCAUCUUCACCCCCAAUCCAGAUAUACCACAAGCACAGGACUUAUUGAACCAUGCGAGAGAAUGUGCUGAGAAUGAAGCCUUUGUGGAAGCCAGCGAAGAAACGGCAACAGAGUUAGUGAAUUUGGAAACAAUCAAAGAUGUAUACACAGUGCAGCAAAUAAUGGAUGCCGCUUCUCAUGCUGCAGAUAAAAGGAAUCCUCUGUAUGGUAUUGUGUUUGCGUUUAUCUCCUUGCUGAAUGUCGAUGACAGCGUUAAGAAAAUUGUUCGAGCUAGAUGCUCUCGUUGCCGUUACUUCAUCAAGGAUGAGUCAGAAGGAUGUAACUAUGCCUUCUGCAACGAGAUGUCCCAGAACCCUAAAUCUGCCCUCCUUAGUCUGGAUCUGCAGAUGGACAUCAGCGAUCACACCGGGACUCUGCCUUGUAACCUAUCAGACAAGGUGGCCGAGGACACAUUAUCAUGCACGGUAGAUGGAUUUUUCAAUUUAACAGAAGACCAGAAGACAUCGCUGAAAUGGAAUUUUGUGCUGGAGCGCUUCAAGAUCUAUGUGAAGGUUUCUUUUUCACCGAAAGCUAAAAACAAUCUGCGUGUGAACAUUCUGUCGUGUAAGGUAGCGGAUCCUACCGAGGCAGUGAAGUACAUGCUCUCCGGAGGCAAUCAUUGA